GCCUCAUUAAGCUGAUAAUUUAGGCGGAUUCGGCCAGACGGAGAGCGAGGGGCAUGGAAGUUUUCUAAGGCCGUGGCCGUCUCGGCUCAAUUCCGGCCUCCACUCCAACACCUGCGGAAACUUUUGGGUCGGCGUCGGGUGAUCUAAGCUCCGCGGAAUGCCCCUUCAUUGGUCGAACAAUCGUCCUGGCCCCGACAAGCUCAAGGAGAAGUCUCGGUUUACGUAGCAACGAUCCGGCACGGAAACUAACAGAAGAGCGUGGCAUGAUCAGCGUUUCUGUUAUUUGAAGCUCGGGAUUUCUCAUCAACUCGUCAGGAAAAGAAGCACAUUGAUAUCAAGAUCUUCCUUCAGGAGAAUCUAUGUGAUUAUACACUAAGCGAGCAUUACACUCUACGUACCUUAUCUACUACUGUAAUCAACAGCAAGCAAACCAAAACACCUUCAAAAUGGCCUUAUUCACCCUCCCCAAUGAAUACGGUUAUGUCCUCCUGGCGGCCUCGUCGACAUUUUUCGUAAACACAUUCCACGGCAUCUUGACCUCCAGCAGACGCAGAACCGCGAACAUCAAGUACCCCACUACCUAUGCGAGCGCCGAGCAAGCUGAGAAGGACCCCAAGGCGUAUGCCUUCAACUGCGCCCAGCGUGCCCACGCAAACUUCACAGAGAACCUCACUCCGUUCCUCGGCGCCCUGCUUAUCUCGGGCCUGAAGUACCCCGUCUACGCGGCGGGCCUGGGUGCCGUCUGGUCCGUCAGCAGAGUCUUCUUUGCGCUAGGCUAUGUGAGAGCAGGCCCUCAGGGCCGGACGACCGGUGGCUACCCUGCUUCGAUCAGCGACCUCAUUCUCAAGUUGAUGGCUGCAUAUACUAGCCUGAGCUUUGCGCUGGGUUGGUGAAAGGGAACGGAGAGGCACGAGACUGGACAGGGGGUCUGGAUGGGGGCAGUGAUAGCAUUGGUUUCUCUCUCAAAAUCAGUGAGAUUGUAGGAUAGGAAGAAGGACAAUGAAUGUUCAAGGCACGUGUGAGUUCGAUGUUAUCAUCAACCUCAUGGCUUUACAAGAGCCACAUGCCGAGUCGUCCUCUGUCUAAGGUGAAUUUGGUCACAUGUGGCACGCGUAAGACCACGUAGUGUACGUGAAGCAUCCUUCAUCAAGAGCUGCCACGUUUCUACGUCACUGUACUUCAAGGACUAGCUAGCUGCGAGGCGAAGAGAAUUGAUCCUUGGCGCUGGAAGCCUCUGAAUCAUGAAC
Messenger RNA from Chaetomium strumarium, 1247 nucleotides. RefSeq lists its product as uncharacterized. The coding region runs from base 447 to 893 and encodes 148 amino acids. NCBI's taxonomy places the organism in Eukaryota, Fungi, Ascomycota, Sordariomycetes, Sordariales, Chaetomiaceae. Gene Ontology annotation, cellular component: endoplasmic reticulum; nuclear envelope; membrane. The record is from RefSeq and is a predicted model, not a curated record. The transcript is spliced from 4 exons. Gene Ontology annotation, molecular function: glutathione transferase activity; glutathione peroxidase activity.